AUGGCUGGUGAGAGAGCGGUGGGGCCACUGAUUGAAGUGGUCAAAGGGGCGGUGCUGGCAGCAGUGAGAGAGGAGCUGGCUGCACACAAGGAGGAGGUGGAUAAGCUGCGUUGUAUGUUGCGUGUUGUGAAGGAGAAGAAUGACGCGACUGCUGCUGUGAUGGAGGACAUGGCGAGAGGACUGGAAGCAGGGAAGGGGGAGUUGGCAGUGCUGAAAGGGGAGUUGGCAGCGGUGAAAGGGGAAUUGACAGCGGUGAAAGGGGAGUUGGUAGAGGUGAAAGAGGGAAUGGCAGAACACAAGGGUUCUAUGGCAGAGAAAUUGGCUGUAAGGAGGAGGGCAUCGGAUGCAAGAGAGGCCAUCAAGCACCUCUACAGGCUGCGUCAACUGGAAACGCUAGACCUUGCAAAGACAAACCUUUCAAACAGCGUCCUGGAAGGCAUUGGGUCCUUGAGGAGUCUGAAGCAACUUUUUAUCGAGAUGGCCAAAGUGAAUGAUGCUGGUCUGCAUCACUUGACAUGCCUUUCUUCUCUCAACACGUUGGACCUUGGGUCAUGCUUUGGUGUGACAUCGGCUGGCACGGUACAUGUGGGGAGACUGACAAGGCUUGAGGAGCUUCUGCUGGAUGGCACGGCAGUCACGGAUGCUGGUCUGCCACACUUGAUAGCUCUCUCCUCUCUCAAGUCGCUGCAUCUGUCUGGAUGCAAGGGUGUGACAGCUGCAGGCAUGGUGGAUGUGGGGAGGCUGACGGAACUAGAUAAACUCUUUCUGGAUGGCACGGCAGUCACUGAUGCUGUUCUCUCCUCUCUUACGAUGCUCAAGCUUUCUGAAUGCAAUGGUGUGACAAGUGCUGGCAUGGUCGAAGUGGAACAGUUGACAGGGCUUGAGAUAUUACGGCUGGAUGGGACAGCAGUGACGGAUGAUGAGCUGCAGCAGCUGACAUGCCUCUCCUUUCUCAAAGUGCUGGACCUUUGCAAAUGCGAGAAUGUUACAAGUGCAGGCAUGGUGUAUGUGGGGAAGUUGACAGGAUUGAAAGAGCUUUGUCUGGAUGAGACGGCUGUCACAGAUGAUGGGCUGCAGCAGCUGACGGGUCUAUUCUCUCUCAAAGUGCUGGGACUUGGCAAAUGCAAGGGCGUGAGCAUUGUUGGCAUGGUGCAUGUCAGAAGGAUCACAGGGCUUGAGGCACUAGGGUUAUCUGUAACAGCAAUAACGGAUGAUGGGCUGCAGCAGCUGACGGGUCUCUCCUCUCUCAAAGAGCUGAGCCUUUCCGACUGUAAGGGUGUGUCAAGUGCAGGCAUGGUGCAUGAGGGGAAGCUGACAGGACUGAAAGAGCUUUAUCUAAUUGAGACAGCUGUCACAGAUGAUGGACUGCAGCAGCUGACGGGUCUAUUCUCUCUCAAAGUGCUGGGACUUGGCAAAUGCAAGGGCGUGUCAAGUGCUGGCAUGGUGCAUGUGGGGAGGCUGACAGGGCUCGAGAAACUAGGGGUUGGUGUAACGGCAGUCUCGGAUGAUCGGCUGCAGCAGCUGACGUGCCUCUCCUCUCUCAAGGAGCUGGAACUUUCUAGAUGCAAGGGUGUGAGUUUUGUUGGCAGGGCUUGA
Messenger RNA from Closterium sp. Yama58-4, 1596 nucleotides. Lineage: Eukaryota; Viridiplantae; Streptophyta; Zygnematophyceae; Desmidiales; Closteriaceae. The record is from the annotation of a GenBank genome assembly.